This is a messenger RNA of Fraxinus pennsylvanica, 1608 nucleotides long. NCBI's taxonomy places the organism in Eukaryota, Viridiplantae, Streptophyta, Magnoliopsida, Lamiales, Oleaceae. The record is from the annotation of a GenBank genome assembly.
AUGGCGCUCAAAGUCCUUUCUGCUCUCGACUCGGCAAGAACACAAUACUAUCAUUUCAAGGCCAUAAUCGUGGCGGGAAUGGGGUUGUUCACUGAUGCUUACGAUCUGUUUUGCAUUCCUCCGAUCAUGAGACUCCUCGGCCGCAUCUAUUACGGUGAUAUCAAAAAAUAUGGAGGCGAUCAGCUUUAUGAAGUCUCGGCGGUGGUGACUUCUGUCAUGGUUGGCACGGCCCUCCUCGGGACCGUUAUUGGGCAGCUGGUGUUUGGAUACCUCGGAGACCGAAUAGGGCGGCGGCGCGUCUAUGGUCUGGCACUCAUGCUGAUGGUCUUGAGCUCCAUAGGGUGUGGAUUAUCUUUAAGCACAUCCAGGACUUUUGUCCUUCUCUCUCUUAUGUUUUUCAGGUUCGUGUUGGGUGUGGGGAUCGGCGGAGACUACCCAUUGUCGGCGACUAUUAUGUCGGAGUUCGCGAACCGGAAGACACGUGGUGCGUUCAUAGCUGCUGUUUUCUCCAUGCAGGGGUUUGGGAUUCUGGUGAGCUCCACUGUGACUAUGAUAGUUUGCGCUAUAUUCAACCGGGCAUCAAAUUAUCCGGAGCCAGAUCACACGCCGGAGUCGGCAGACCUGGCAUGGAGGCUUAUACUGAUGAUCGGUGCAGUGCCAGCGGGGUUGACUUAUUACUGGCGGAUGAUGAUGCCUGAGACUGCCAGGUAUACAGCUUUGGUGGAGAGAAAUGUGAUACAAGCAGCCAAGGACAUGCAAACAGUGCUAGACGUUUCAUUGAGUCAAAUUGCAGAAGAGGAGAGCCUACCAAAUCCACCAUCUUAUUCCCUUUUCUCCCAAGAAUUCCUUUGCCGCCAUGGACGCGACCUUUUUUCUUGCGCUGCCAACUGGUUCUUAGUCGAUGUCGUGUUCUACAGCAGCAACCUUUUCCAAUCCAAAAUAUAUGAAAAUGAUAGCUAUCUUCGGCCCAAGAACAAAGUAAAUGCAUUUGAAGACGCCUUUCAGUAUGCGAAACUCCAAGCAAUUAUAGCAAUCUGUUCCACAAUCCCGGGGUAUUAUGCGACUGUUUACUUUAUUGAUAGAGUUGGGAGAGUCAAAAUCCAAAUAAUGGGCUUCUUUUUCAUGGCACUAGGCAUGUUUGCAAUAGGAAUACCAUACUACAUAUAUUGGGACAGUCACGACAAUAUAGGAUUCAUGUUUUUGUUUGGUCUAACAUUUUUUUUCUCAAAUUUCGGACCAAACACAACCACUUUCAUUGUUCCGGCUGAACUUUUCCCAGCUCGGUUCCGAUCAACGUGCCAUGGGAUUUCAGGAGCUGCAGGGAAAAUCGGUGCAAUUAUUGGUUCAGUCGGGUUUUUAUGGGCUUCUCACAAUGAGAAAAAGAAUGGUUAUACUAAAGGAAUUGGAAUGACAGCCUCUUUGGUGAUCUUAGGUGGGAUUUGUAUUAUGGGAAUGAUUGUUACAUAUUUCUUCACUCGUGAAACCAAAGAAAGAUCACUUGAAGAGAAUGAAAAUGAAGAUGAAACCACUGGUUCAUACAUCUUGCGUGGCUUUACAAAUCCGUGCAUCUGUCGACAAGUAUCUAAUAAUCAAGUUAUUGAUGCUUAG